AUGGGUGUUAGAGCUCAAACAGCGAAACCCAAGCUCAUAGAGUUGGGUUCUUCACUUUCUCCAACGAAUGGAUCCAGUUCAUGGGUCUCACCCUCCGGUCAUUUUGCAUUUGGUUUCUACCCACAAGAUACUGGAUUCGCAGUAGGCGUAUGGCUGGUCGGUCAAUCUGGAAAGACCGUUGUCUGGACUGCUAACCGAGAUGAUCCGCCGGUGUCCUCCAACACUGCUCUUGAAUUCACCAGAAAUGGUAAGCUGCUUCUUCGAACUGGGCCGGGUGAAGAAGUAUCCAUUGCAGAUGUGGCAGAAUCCGCAGCCUCAGCUUCUAUGCUCGAUUCUGGAGGUUUUUUUCUUAGUUUGCAGUCAGGUGGACGGAUUGUUUCCUACCCCUACAAUAUGGGAGUUUCGGAGGACCCUUAUUGGACUGUCGAUGCACGAGAUCUCAACGACAAGGGGCUUUUAAGCUCAUAUGAUGCUACCUCAAAUGUACUUACUCUAGCCAGCAAUAUCUCAUCAGAUAAUGCCAAAAAUGAGACCAUCAUUUACAGAGCAACCUUAGAUGUUGAUGGGGUUUUCAGGUUGUAUUCCCAUAGCUUUGGGAACAGUAAUAUCUCCAGUGUCUCCAUUAUGUGGUCGGCAUUCAAAAAUCCAUGUGAUGUGAAAGGUCUCUGCGGUGUUAAUGGCUUAUGUUCAAGCAAUGGCACCAAUGCCAACUGUUCUUGCGUUCCAGGGUUCGUAUCCAUUAACCGGGAGAAGUAUUCGGGGUGCUACAGGAGCUUCAAUAAUGAAGAAGGAUGCAGGGGACAAGAGCCAGAAUCGCUCUACAACAUUACUACCUUAAGAAAUGUGAGUUGGGAAGGCGCCAAUCCUUAUUCUGCCCUAACAUCACUAAAUGAGCAGGGUUGCAGCAGGUCUUGUCUACAAGAUUGCAAUUGUUGGGCGGCUUAUUAUUUCAAUGGCACUUGCAGAAGAUAUAAGCUUCCUCUGGUACAUGGGAUUGCGAAUCAAAAUGAAUCAGGCAUCACCUUCCUCAAGAUGAGUUUGGGAACUGCCUAUGUUGGAGGCAAUAUUCCUGCUCCAAGGAAUCAAACAAAGGUGAUUGAAAGCAAUAAGAAAGAACUUAUUUUAAUCCUUGCUUCAAGUUUGGGUUCCAUUGCUUUCUUAUGUGCUCUAGUUGCAGUGUCUAGCUUCUUUAUAUACAGAAGCCAAGUUCAUCGGUACAGAACGCUGUCAGAAAAUGCAAUGGAAGAGUUUACUCUGCGAUCGUUUUCUUAUAAUGAUCUGGAGAAAGCUACAGAUGGGUUCAGGGAAGAGUUGGGUAGGGGUCCUUUUGGAGCAGUGUAUAAAGGGACUAUAGCUCAAGGCAACCAGACUAUUGCUGUGAAGAGACUAGAAAAAGUUGUGGAAGAAGGAGAAAGGGAGUUCCAAGCAGAAAUGACCAUAAUUGGGCGAACCCAUCACAGGAACUUGGUCCGGUUGCUGGGUUUUUGUAUGCAGGGCUCUAAGAAGCUUCUUGUUUAUGAAUACAUGAGCAAUGGCUCACUUGCAGAUCUUCUCUUCAAUGGUGAAAAGCGCCCGAUUUGGAGAGAAAGAGUCAGAAUUGCCCUAGAUGUAGCAAGAGGGAUCUUCUACCUCCAUGAAGAGUGUGAGGUCCACAUCAUCCAUGGCGACAUAAAGCCUAAGAACAUACUAUUGGAUGAUUCUUGGACUGCCAAGCUUUCAGAUUUCAGGCUAGCGAGGCUUCUGAGGCCUAAUCAAACUGGAACCAUUUCUCGUUUCGGAGGGAGUAGUAGAGGCUAUUCGGCACCCGAGCGGCAGAAGAGGAUGUUGAUAUCAGUGGAAGCAGAUGUGUACAGUUUCGGAGUAGUGCUAUUGGAGAUUGUGUGUUGCAGAAGUAAUUUGGAUAUCAAUGUUUCGACAGGAGACGAGAUACUUCUUUGCAGUUGGGUGUACAGUUGCUUUGUGGCAAGAGAGUUGGAGAAGCUUGUGGAAGGUGAAGAAGUGAACAUGAAAACCCUGGAAAGGAUGGUGAAGGUUGGAUUAUUGUGCAUUCAAGAUGAUCCAAGUCUGCGCCCUACAAUGAAGAAUGUGAUCCUGAUGUUGGAAGGGACCGUGGAUGUGCCUGUACCUCCAUCUCCAACUCCUCUAGGUUCCUGAUGUAUAUGCACCCACACACAGAAAUAGUAUUUACCUAGAGGACUUUUUUUGCAAAUAAAUAAAACUAUUACA
Vitis riparia (riverbank grape) is the source of this 2226-nucleotide messenger RNA. Its product is annotated as G-type lectin S-receptor-like serine/threonine-protein kinase LECRK4. The transcript has 2 exons. NCBI's taxonomy places the organism in Eukaryota, Viridiplantae, Streptophyta, Magnoliopsida, Vitales, Vitaceae. The record is from RefSeq and is a predicted model, not a curated record. Gene Ontology annotation, biological process: recognition of pollen; protein phosphorylation. Gene Ontology annotation, molecular function: ATP binding; protein serine/threonine kinase activity. Bases 1 to 2154 code for a protein of 717 amino acids.